Messenger RNA from Prosopis cineraria, 1266 nucleotides. Its product is annotated as GDSL esterase/lipase At5g45670-like. NCBI's taxonomy places the organism in Eukaryota, Viridiplantae, Streptophyta, Magnoliopsida, Fabales, Fabaceae. The coding region runs from base 4 to 1110 and encodes 368 amino acids. Gene Ontology annotation, molecular function: hydrolase activity, acting on ester bonds. The record is from RefSeq and is a predicted model, not a curated record. The transcript has 5 exons.
UCAAUGGCAGCCGGGAAGCUCAUAAGGCAGUCGAUGACGAGUGCGGUGGCUGUGGCGAUGGUUCUAUCUUUGUUUGCUGGGGUUGGAGCUGAACCACAAGUACCUUGCUACUUCAUUUUCGGGGAUUCUCUGGUGGAUAAUGGGAAUAACAAUGCGCUGCAAUCUUUGGCCAGAGCUGAUUAUCUGCCCUAUGGGAUUGACUUUAAUGGUGGACCGACCGGAAGGUUUUCCAAUGGGAAGACUACUGUUGAUGUAAUUGCUGAGCUUUUGGGGUUCGAUGAUUACAUACCUCCCUAUGCUGCAGCCAGAGGCCAAGACAUACUCAAAGGAGUUAAUUUUGCGUCUGCAGCUGCAGGGAUUAGAGAAGAAACUGGACAACAGCUGGGAGGGCGUAUCAGCUUUAGUGGGCAGGUGCAGAAUUACCAAAACGCAGUGUCUCAAGUGGUAGAAUUACUGGGAAGCGAGGACGCAGCUGCAAAUCACUUGAGCAAGUGCAUAUACUCAAUUGGAAUGGGUAGCAAUGAUUACCUUAACAACUAUUUCAUGCCUCAAUUCUAUACCAGCAGCAGGCAGUUCUCAACAGACGAGUAUGCUGAUGUUCUUAUCGAAGCCUAUAGCCAGCAAAUCAAGAAUUUGUAUAACUACGGAGCAAGGAAAUUGGUGCUAUUUGGGAUUGGUCAGAUAGGGUGCAGCCCCAAUGAAUUGGCCCAGAAUAGCCAAGAUGGUUCAACCUGUGUUGAAAGAAUCAAUUCAGCAAACCAAAUAUUCAACAGCAGAUUGAAAUCCCUCGUUGAUCAGGUUAACACCCAGCUUCCAGAUGCAAAGGCCAUCUACAUCAAUUCUUAUGGCAUCUUUCAAGAUGUAAUGAACAAUCCUACAGCCUACGGGUUUUCGGUUACAAACGCUGGGUGCUGCGGAGUAGGAAGGAACAACGGCCAGAUUACGUGUCUGCCCUUUCAAACUCCAUGCGCGAACAGGAGGGAGCACCUGUUUUGGGAUGCUUUUCAUCCAACAGAGGCCGGAAACGCCGUUGUUGCAAGGAGAGCUUACAGUGCGGAAUCUGCAUCGGAUGCUUACCCGAUCGAUAUCCGCCGCUUAGCUCAGAUCUGAAGAUGGACACGCCAAGCUAGUGUAGUGUGGGUCACGAAAUGUGUCGCAAUUAUCAGAGUAUGCUUGUGUUGUGUGUAGCUUUUGUUCCCGAAUGUUACAUAAGAUAUGUAUUGCCUCUCUCAUUUUCCACGUGAACAUGUUAAAUGUUUAUGUUUA